CGCCUAUCCAACGAGAAGUCUUCCGUUGCGGCUACCGCGUCGAACAGGUUCGUCAAGUAUUCUCGUGUUUGGCAUGCACUGGAGUGGGAUACCAGCCGCCUCAUUACUCUGUUCUGGUGAGAACGCUGUCAUUGGCGGCCCCCCUCCUGUCUACCUGAAAUUACCCCAUGCCCUCUCCACACCCUCGGUUCUAUGGGGGAACUGCUGCUGACGGUUAUCCCGCUCAUAGCCAUCGAACAACUGAUAAAACCCCCCAUCUGAUCCCAUGGACCCCUGAAGGCUGCGUAUAUGUGAGAGGAUACAAGUCUAGGAGGGAAAAUUUCGGCUUGGCUCAUCUUCUUGGCAUCGGAGUUUCGUGUCUGUUUGAACUACCCAGCUUCAUGGCACAGCUUUCGAUGGAUCAACCAUAGCAUUGACGUCGACGACCGCUUCUCUCCGUCCCCCAGUCCUGCUCUCCCCAGCUACACAACCCGACACGUAUAACAGGCGAUGCAGGAAAAAUCAAGCACUGUCGCCGCUUACGCGGCGGGAGCAUCUCUUGCGGCUAUUGCUCUAUUCUACGUCUUCGGCCCCAACUACACUAUCGAUGGAGACGAGUCACACGACAAUUCCCGCAAGAAGAACAUUGUUGGCUUGUCCAAUCCCGCCAAUGAUUGCUUCAUAAAUUCGGUGCUGCAGGCUCUUGCAGGGCUUGGUGACCUGCGUGUCUACCUGAUCAGAGAGCUCCAUAGGCGGGAACUAGACGGUUCCGAUUUAUACAACGAACUUCCCCCACCGGACGAUAUGCCUCGGGAUGCGAAGCCGGACAGGAUAAGGGAACUGCAACAGGGUACCAUCACCAGAGCUCUCAAGGAGAUGCUCGACCGACUGAACGAACGCCCGAUCUACAAGAAAACCAUAUCUGCGCGACCCUUUAUCCAGUCUCUUGAGUACGCCUAUCGGACGCGGAUCAGUCGUAGUCAGCAGGAUGCCCAGGAGUUCUUGCAGAUUGUCGCAGAAAGACUUUGCGAUGAGUACCACGCCGGCGUGAAAGCACGAUCACGAGCGAAGGCCAUGUCAGAGUUGUCGCCAGGUCCGGAGGCUGUAGAACUAGGCAAUGGGACUUCUCCCAACAGCACUGCAGAAGUUGAGGUGCGGAUUGAUGACGGAUCUGAGAACGGGUUGCCCGCCAUUAUUGACAACAAACUCAAAGAAAUCGACCACGAGUACGGCUUCCCUUUUGAAGGAAAGCUCGAGUCCCAGAUCGAGUGCCUGUUUUGCCACUAUCAGUACAAGCCUAACCAGACUUCUUUUGUAAAUCUGACCUUACAAGUGCCUCAAAAGAGCUCGACCACGCUUAGCGCCUGCUUUGACGGUUUACUCAAAACUGAAUAUAUUGAAGAUUUCAAGUGCGACAAAUGUCGAUUGCAGCAUGCUCUUGAGGUCAAGGCCCAGGAAUUGCACCGGACCCGCGCCAAAGAUGACCGGGCCAGGCUUGAGGCAGAAAUUCAGCAAAUUCAGACAGCCCUCGCUACAAAUCCAGAAGGUCCUUUAGAGGGUGUAAUCCUGCCCGCUUCUGACCUUGCCCCCAAACGGAAAAUUGCGAGGCAUAUGCGGAUAACGGCCUUCCCCAAAAUCAUUGCCAUUCAUCUGUCGCGAUCGAUCUUUGACCACAGCAGCUCUACCAAGAAUGCAGCCAAAGUAUCUUUUCCGGAGCGGCUGCCGUUGGGUGGUAUCCUGAGCCGAGAAUGGUACAAACUGUUGGCAAUUGUCUGUCAUAAAGGUAGCCACCAUAGCGGGCAUUACGAGUCAUUCCGACGCAAUAUCCUUUAUCCACCCUUCUCAACGCCAGAUGUAUUCAGCUCGUACGCCCAGAGUCGGGCAACUAGCGAAAACCCAUCCGAAGCGCCUAGCCCUCAGCUAAAGGCUCGCAACUCGUCAGAGAGCGAGCCGGCACCUCUAAGCAUCUCGACAUCGACAUCGACAGGGUCACCAACCCGUCCCUCUCAACUGCAACCACCCCCGUCACCGACUCCUCGACCGACAUCAAGUCCACGGGUGUCUUUCCAGAGCACUCGCUCGAAGUCGUCAACAUCUAAGCAAAACCUGUCGCCUGUGUCAGACCCGCACAGCUCAUCCUCCACAGAGGGUGGACGCUGGAGCAAGUCGUUUUCGCGAGCGUCGUUCGCCAGCGAUCGCAGUACGCCAGCAACUUCAGUUGAAGCAUCAGCCGGCUCCAGCAGUCGGCUCCGUCGACGCCGUAAGCAGAACGACCGAUGGUGGCGUGUCUCGGACGAAAAAGUCAAAGAAUGCAAAACAUCCGAUGUUUUGGGGAUGCAGCGAGAGGUCUACCUCUUGUUCUAUGAGAUUGAGAAGCCCACGCCUGGCGCGUAAGCGGUCUUCAAUUUCACUUCUAUUUUAUGCAUAUACGAGGGGAAAAGGAACAAACGCAUACUGGAUAAAUAGAGGAGUAUCUCGGGGGUAUAUACAAACCCAUUUCACCGACUCCAUGUAAGGAGCCUUGUCGCGCAGCGGCUCAGGAAUGACAGUUAUGCAAAAGGAACAUCAAAACCAUAUUAGACAGUACACAGUAUUAGACACAUGCACGAGGUUCCUACUUCUUAUUUUUCGAGAUAGAAAAAACACAGCUCACAUCACGGA
Aspergillus vadensis CBS 113365 is the source of this 2640-nucleotide messenger RNA. Its product is annotated as putative ubiquitin C-terminal hydrolase. NCBI's taxonomy places the organism in Eukaryota, Fungi, Ascomycota, Eurotiomycetes, Eurotiales, Aspergillaceae. Gene Ontology annotation, molecular function: cysteine-type deubiquitinase activity; cysteine-type endopeptidase activity. Gene Ontology annotation, cellular component: nucleus; cytosol. Bases 490 to 2373 code for a protein of 627 amino acids. The transcript has a single exon. Gene Ontology annotation, biological process: protein deubiquitination. The record is from RefSeq and is a predicted model, not a curated record.